Molecule: messenger RNA, 1457 nt
Organism: Nicotiana tabacum (common tobacco)
Lineage: Eukaryota; Viridiplantae; Streptophyta; Magnoliopsida; Solanales; Solanaceae
Product: protein indeterminate-domain 14
Cellular component (GO): nucleus
Molecular function (GO): DNA-binding transcription factor activity
Source: RefSeq, a predicted model, not a curated record
GAAAGCUGUACAAGUAGGGUACCAGUGUCUCAGUAUUCAUCUUUUCCCUUUGAUCUACAAGAUUUUAUACCCAAUACAGUUUCUCCCAUGUUGGACAACUCUUCUUCUUCACCCGUUGGUCCAUCUUCCUCUUCUGAAGCUUUCAAUAAUUCUGCAGAAAACUCUGGGGUUUCUAAUAGAAGGAAAAGAAGACCUGCUGGUACUCCAGAUCCAGAUGCAGAAGUGGUUUCACUUUCGCCCAAGACUCUGUUGGAAUCAGAUAGGUAUAUAUGUGAGAUCUGUAACCAAGGUUUUCAAAGGGACCAAAACCUUCAGAUGCACAGGAGAAGGCACAAGGUGCCAUGGAAGUUAGUGAAGAGAGAGACACCACAAGUUAAGAAAAGGGUAUUUGUGUGUCCAGAGCCAACUUGUUUGCACCAUCAUCCAUGUCAUGCCCUUGGAGAUCUUGUUGGGAUAAAGAAACAUUUCAGGAGAAAACACAGUAAUAAUAAGCAAUGGGUUUGUGAGAAAUGUUCUAAAGCUUAUGCUGUUCAGUCUGAUUACAAAGCACAUCUCAAGACUUGUGGUACUAGAGGCCAUUCUUGUGACUGUGGCCGCGUAUUUUCCAGAGUGGAGAGUUUUAUUGAGCACCAAGAUACUUGCACUGUAAGGAGAAGUAGUAGUACUAGGCCAGAUUUGCAACCAUUGCAAGCUGGUUGUUCUUCAAGAACUGCUUCAAGCACUAGCCCUUCAAGUGAUACAAAUUUCAGCAGCAUUGCCCCUAAUUUACCAAGAUUGACAAUAAUGCCUCUGCCUAAUAAUUCUGAUCAGCACAACGAAUUCCCUAGUAGUAAUAAUAAUGAUCAGCAGCAUAAUUUGGAACUUCGCCUUUUACCAUCUUCAAUUGCAUGUCCCUCAAGAACCAGUGAUCAUGAAAAUCAAGCACCCCAUUUGAAAUUGUCAAUUGGAUCAUCUACUAGAGAUUCAAUAUUGGUGUCAAAAGAUCACAAGGAACUGAAUUUGGCAAUGGCUGAAAAGGCUUAUGCUGAGGAAGCAAGAAGACAAGCAAAGAGGCAAAUUGAAUUCGCAGAGUUGGAAUUUGCUAAUGCAAAGAGAAUCAGACAACAAGCACAAGCUGAAAUUGAAAGAGCUCAAAAUUUGAAAGAGGAAGCUACAAAGAGAAUAAGCUCUUCAAUCUUGGAAAUCACUUGCCAUGCUUGCAAGAAUAAGUUUCAAGCAACUGAUGAGUCUUCUCCAGCUAUGAGUUACAUGUCUUCUGCAACAACUGAAGCUGAAGGAGAGCAUUAAUUAAUGAGAAAAAUAGCAGUGUGUUGGUUAGGCCUUUUUUUUUGUUGGUAUAUCUGUGUUUCACUGUCUUUCUCAUGCAGUAAAAUGUAGGCUUCUACCUUUUUUCUUUUAUAAAGAAGAUUAUCAGUAUGUGUUUCUUUUUGAAUAAGACUCCUUGAAUCAUUCAAACA